This is a messenger RNA of Strongyloides ratti, 633 nucleotides long. RefSeq lists its product as hypothetical. The coding region runs from base 1 to 633 and encodes 210 amino acids. Lineage: Eukaryota; Metazoa; Nematoda; Chromadorea; Rhabditida; Strongyloididae. The transcript has a single exon. The record is from RefSeq and is a predicted model, not a curated record.
AUGAAAUAUUUUAUUCUUCUUUCUUUUCUACUAUUUAUAUCAGUUAUUUCUUCUUUUAGUCUAAAUAUACUAAAAUAUUUUAAGCGAAAACUAAAACCAACACCAGCAACAUUACUAACAACAACAACACCACCAACAACAAUACCACAAACAACAACACAAUCAAUAACAACAACACAAUCAAUUAAUACAACCAAACGUCCAUGGCAACAAUGGAAUAUAACAUUAAAUGACACAUUAGUAUUAAGAUUAGGAUAUAGAGGAGUUAGAAAAUACAACAGAGAUAAUCGACCAACUGUAUUAACAUUUGUAAACGUUACAAAAGUUUUUAAACGUGGUAAAGUAAAUAAAGGAAACAAAGAAGUUAAGCUAAUAGUUAUGGUUUCAAAAAUCAUAGAUAAUCAAAAUACGUGCCAAUUACUUCGUACAGUAUGUAAUGCAACUAAAGUUAAAAAUAACACAAGAUAUUAUGUAGAAAGAGUAAAACUUUUUAAUGUAAUUGUAAAAGGAGAAUGUAAGCCUACCGUAAAUAUUACAGAAAUUGAAGAAAAAGCAAAAAAAAGAGAAAAAGAAAGAGCAAAUACAAGCACAAAUACAAGCACAAUUACAAGCACAAUAGAAAAAGAAAAGUAA